ACAUCAAGUGACACCCCACCUGCCGUCGCGCCUCAGGCCUCCCUCUAGGCAGAGAGGACUGCAAGUGCCACAAAAAGCACCUACCUGUGGGGGGAUAUACUGAGCCUCUCCCCGAAGCAUCUCACGCUUCUGCAUGUUGCGGCUCACUUCUACAUUCAGUGCCCGGUUUAUAUGGAGUUGUCUCCCCAACCGUUGCUACCGCUGCAGCCUCCCUCAACAGCACCUGGAAAUUUGGCUUGUCAUUCCACCCGAACCUGCAUUUUCCCGCCCGCUUCGGCACUUGGCCCGCAGCCUUGCCCUCUGGUUCUCUUGAACCAUUAUUUUCUUCCUUUCGGAGCCUGCCACGAUCGUCUGUACUCCCGACUGGCCCUUGGUUCAUUACGGUUGCUUGAGAUACUGGAUCGGGCUGUUGUGCAACACCAAGCUGGACGGACUGAAAAGCGCGAUCAGAACCCCCUAUUCCGUCCCAUGAACCUCUCCUAGCUGCUCAGGCUUCACUCCAUGUGGAGGUUUGGCCCUACACGAGGGCUUUAGUCCCCAUCAUACAUUAUAUCGACAUCUUACAUCACAGCUCCGCACAUACUUGGCAACGUCGAGAAGAGGAAGUAGUCCUGGUUUGUGUAAAUCUUGAGCCCAUAUCGUCCAGACAAUGACUGUCGCAGCGAUGGGGCAGAGACCACCACAUGUUCCUGAGUUUGGUUUUUUUACGUUGGGUGAGGACCUAGUGAAUAACCCGGAGGCAAUUGUUAUACCUGCGGUGGACGUUGCGAAGCCUGUUGAAAGUGUUGCAAGGCACACGGAGAUCAGCUCCAACGGAGCCAAGGGUAGAAGCGGUCCUACCAAAACCCAAGUCUCGGCUGCUCAGGAAGUCAAGAGUACGAACAGUCAAGCGACCAAGGCUGAGACAAAGCCUGUGAAAGCAGCUGGUUCAAAGCCGAAGGAUGCGACCGAGGAAGACAAAAAGAACGCCGGGGCCACGGUAGACUCUCAGAGUCAAGAAGAUAGUGUGGACUACGGCGAUCAGUGGACAUGGAGCGAAAAGGACCAAGAUUACAUCCGUACCGAUGAAAACGGCAAAACACUCCAUUACACCAACUUCCAGAAACCCCCCGACCCAGAUGCUCCAUCACCAUCCAGUCCAACAAAACCCGGAUUACCAGCUGGAAGUAGACAGAACUCGGCCGGACCCGAGGCCGCAACCAAACACAAAUGGGAGCAGCCCUUAGACCCUCGCUUCCAGGUAGUCAGCAAACCCAAACGCUUCUUCGCCGUAGGCCGCAUCUUCAAAGUCCCCUGGUUCGAACCUCUCGGCUCCACGGACCCUUCCCCCUAUGACCCGUUCCCUUCAGCCCACCCCCCGAACCUCGAGUACUCUACGAAGUGCCCCGAAUUCCACGGUGAGAAACCGCUGGCCAAAUACCGCUGGUUCGUCGUCGUCCGGCGCCGCCUCCACCACUCACUCUGCUUCUCCAUCACCACAUACGCAGGAGCCAACAAGUCGGCCACCAACAAGACAUGCAGAGGUCGGGAUGUAGACUUUGUGGUCUUGCACAACAGCAAUGUCGUACCUGCGAAGCCGUACGAAGAGGAGAACAUCACCCGGAAGCCCAUCGGGGUGAUAAUCGAGGAUCAGGAGACGUAUAUCAGCCCCGUUGCGAGAUUGGAUUGCGGGAGGUUGUACACUGUCGAGGACCACCUCAGGGUGAUGAAGGUGGGGAGGGUGCACCCGGGCAGCUUGACGGCGUUGGAGGACUAUUUCAAGGAUAGUGUUUUCUAGCUAAAGGGGAUAAGUGUGCGUUGCUGAAGGGUGGUGGGAUAUGUUGGAAGAUUUUUUUUUUUUUUUUUGGAUAUAAAUCGGGAUCCGAUUUUGGAAAUGGCGAUGGUUUAACCUACCGCCCGACACAAGGCAUGCCAAAAUUUAACCAGCUUCAUUUUUGCCUUUGCCUCGCUCCGCUCGACGUGGUCUUCAGCCCUGAGAGAAAAAGGGAGGCAGAAAAAAGCCAAACAGAGAGCAAAACGCUGAAAAUCACAAACACUGUGUGGCGAGGGGCCAGGAGUCGAAUGCACUAACCGCUGGACUACCGCAUCACGGAAACACGUUCGAGAAAGCUGAUUGAUAAAACCGUGGUCUUGUUGUGGUCUGGCUGUGUUCUAUGGUUGUGGCUCCUCUAGUAUGGUGGAAAAAGGGGGACGGG
This is a messenger RNA of Podospora bellae-mahoneyi, 2195 nucleotides long. RefSeq lists its product as uncharacterized. NCBI's taxonomy places the organism in Eukaryota, Fungi, Ascomycota, Sordariomycetes, Sordariales, Podosporaceae. The transcript has 6 exons. The record is from RefSeq and is a predicted model, not a curated record. Bases 650 to 1777 code for a protein of 375 amino acids.